UUUCUUCUUCAUUUCUCUAGAGAACUACCGAUUGCUUUCUUCUGCAGUCUUUAACUAAUUCAUAACCGAUGCUUAAGUUAAGCCAAAAACGCUGUGUAAUCCUCGUUUAUAGCUCUGAUUGCGCAUGAAUCGGAUUCAAUUCUCGAUCUCUUUGGAAGGUGGUGAAGAAUAGCGAGAUUCACAAUCUUCGCACAUAUUACUGUAGAAAAUGAUGAAAUCUCGGAGAUAGAGUAAUUUGGAGUUGCAUAUGGGAUCCACCUGGGACCAUAUGGGGGAGAUUGCUAAUAUUGCUCAGCUUACAGGCCUCGAUGCAGUUAGAUUAAUCGGUAUGAUAGUAAAAGCAGCCAAUACAGCUCGAAUGCACAAAACGAAUUGCAGGCAAUUCGCUCAACAUCUGAAGUUAAUCGGUAAUCUUCUCGAACAACUUCGAAUCUCUGAAAUGAAGAAGUAUAGAGAAACUCGGGAGCCGCUUGAGUUACUAGAGGAUGCCUUGAGAAGAUCUUACAUCUUGGUCAAUAGUUGCCAGGAUCGGAGCUACUUUUAUCUGCUGGCCAUGGGAUGGAAUAUUGUCUAUCAGUUUAGGAAAGCUCAGGACGAGAUAGAUCGAUACUUGAAGAUCAUUCCUCUCAUUACUCUCGUGGAUAAUUCUCGUGUCAGGGAAAGACUUGAAGAUAUCGAAAGAGAUCAACAUGAGUACACAUUGGAUGAUGAGGAUGCGAAAGUGCAGAGUCUCAUUAGUAAACAGGAUCCUUCAGAUAACGAUGCUAUGUUGUUGAAGAAAUCACUUUCUACUUCAUAUCCAAACAUGCCAUUUAAUGAAGCACUCAAGAAAGAAAAUGAAAAGUUAAGGAUAGAAUUACAAAGGUCUCAAGCCAACUGCGAUGUUGGACAGUGCGAAGUGAUUCAUCAUCUUCUCGAUGUCACUGAAGCUGUUGCUUCGAAGAAGACGAAGAAGAAUGAUUCUCCAAAGAAAGUGGAGGAUGAUCAUGAUAUUGCUGAUAUAGAAGAUUCUUGCAAUGAAACCUAUAUAACAAAGGAGAAAACAAUUAUUCAUACUAGAAGUCUUGACAGGGAUGAAGAAUGGAGUACAGAUUUGCUCGGUUGUUGUUCAGAACCCUUACUUUGUUUAGAAACCUUGUUUUGUCCUUGUGGGACAUUUGCGAAGAUUGCAAGUGCAGCCACAAACAAGAACAUUACUACAUCAGAAGCAUGCAAUGAAUUGAUGGCUUACACAUUGAUUUUAUCGUGCUGUUGCUACACUUGCUGCAUGAGAAGGAAGUUACGCAAGACAUUCAACAUCAGGGGCGGAUUCAUAGAUGACUUCCUAACACAUUUUAUGUGCUGCUGCUGUGCCCUAGUGCAAGAGUAUCGCGAAGUGGAAAUACAAAAUGGUUCUGGUCCGGAGAAGACAAAAACAAGACCUCCACACUCCCAAUACAUGGAAUCUUGAGUAAAAAAGAAAACCAUUAUGCAUGUUUGAGGUACAUAUAUAUAAAACAAACAAUGAUUGAUUAGUUCUAAUCAUUAAUACUUUAAAAACCUUAAUUUGAUCCAUUUUCUAAUCAAAUUUAUGUAAACAAUUUGUCAUUUUCAACUUAAACCACCACCCUGCCACAAUUUGUCAUUCACGGGUCUCUAUUUAAAACCUGUCAUUUUUUGUU
This is a messenger RNA of Impatiens glandulifera, 1661 nucleotides long. RefSeq names its product protein MID1-COMPLEMENTING ACTIVITY 1-like. The record is from RefSeq and is a predicted model, not a curated record. The transcript is spliced from 6 exons. Gene Ontology annotation, biological process: cell surface receptor signaling pathway. The coding region runs from base 248 to 1450 and encodes 400 amino acids. Lineage: Eukaryota; Viridiplantae; Streptophyta; Magnoliopsida; Ericales; Balsaminaceae.